Messenger RNA from Rhododendron vialii, 266 nucleotides. RefSeq names its product ATP synthase small subunit 6, mitochondrial. The transcript is spliced from 2 exons. Bases 99 to 266 code for a protein of 55 amino acids. Lineage: Eukaryota; Viridiplantae; Streptophyta; Magnoliopsida; Ericales; Ericaceae. The record is from RefSeq and is a predicted model, not a curated record.
GGGAGGCCAAGGCCAAUCAAGCCUUGCCAAUUUUGAUCGGACAGAGAGAGAGAGAGAGGUACGAGAGCACAUCGAAGCAGAUACCGAGAGAGAAAAAGAUGAGGAAGUUCGAUCCCUGGCCCGUUUUCUUCCGCCGUGAAUGGAGUCGGAACUGGCCUUUCCUGGUCGGUUUCGCCAUAACCGGCACCAUCAUCACCAAGAUGUCUCUCGGCCUUACUGAGGAGGAUGCGAAGAACUCCCCUUUCGUGCAGAGGCACAAGAGGUGA